Coregonus sp. 'balchen' is the source of this 8263-nucleotide messenger RNA. The record is from the annotation of a GenBank genome assembly. NCBI's taxonomy places the organism in Eukaryota, Metazoa, Chordata, Actinopteri, Salmoniformes, Salmonidae.
UAAAAAAACAGAAGACAGUGGAACAUGUCAAUGCAUGAGGUUUCCCCAUCAGAGGUGUUUUGUGCUUCUCCUGGCUGUGGGGAUCCUGGUGAUCUUCUACGUAACCACCCUCUUCACUCUUCAUACAAGCCAGACCCCACUCUGGCUGCUAGGAGGUCAGGAUCUAACUCCUCUCUCUUAUACCAAUGAAAAUGAGGAGGAGUUUUUUUCACCAUACCAUGUAGCCUACCCACAGAAAUAUCAGUUUGUCCUGGAUGAGCCUCAUGAGUGCCAGGACCGCAGCCCCUUCCUGCUUCUGAUGGUGCCAGUAGCUCCUGGUAAUCUGGUAGCCCGGGAGGACAUCCGGAGGACUUGGGGUAAGGAGAGCCUGGUUCUGGGCCGGGCUGUGCAUCUGUUCUUCCUGCUGGGCCUGCCCAGUGGAGCAGGGGCACAGAGGAUGCAGGAGGAGGUGCUGCUGGAGAGCCAGGAGUACCAUGACAUGCUGCAGAGUGACUUCCAGGACAGCUACUUCAACCUGACCAUCAAGACCAUGGUGAUGCUAGAGUGGCUUGCCUCUCGCUGCCCCGGCGCCUCCUUCGCUAUGAAGAUUGACUCUGACAUGUUCCUCAACGUGCACAACCUGGUCAACAUGCUGAUAGACCCAACCACACCAAAGCACAACUACAUCACUGGGAAGUUCAGCCAAAACACACAAGUGGUGAGAGACAGCACCUCAAAGUGGUACAUUCCCAAUAAGGUUUACCCCAGUACCAAAUUCCCUCCCUACCUUUUGGGAAAUGGUUAUGUCUUUUCCAUAGAUCUUCCUGAGAAAAUAGUGGAAGCAUCCAAACAAGUCCGUGCCAUAUUUUUAGAGGAUGCCUACCUGGGUAUGUGUCUGAGCUAUUUAGGGAUUGCAGCCAGUUACCCACCUAACUCUGCCCUCUUCAAGCUUUCCAUGCCCUACACUCACAAUCGCUGUUACUACUCUACUGUCAUCACUACUGAAAUGGACCGUGUGAGUGACCUGCUGCGAGUCUGGGAGGACUUACAGAGACCUGGCACUCCCUGCUGAGAACGAUGAACAACUCUUAAAGCUUUGAAUCCUUACCCUGCUAAUAAUCCUUAUAAGUAUUAAACACACUAUAUGUAAGCACAUGCACACAAGUAUUUAAAAAAUAGGUAAGCACACGCACACAUACACACACACUCACACAUACACAUACACAGACACGCACUCACACACACACAGACUCUGGCAUCACGGUAUCAUUGUAUAAUUCACUCAGCAUUUUAAUUUCAUUCUAAAGUAGUAACAUGUUAUUACACAGUAAUUACCAUAUGAUAUGACCAGAUAAUGUUGUUACAAUAACAGCAUUACUACACAAGUAGAAGAGCAACGUAAUGUGAAGUGUUACCGAUCGGUCUUGCCAGUAUCAUUUCUCAUGACUGUCUUAAAUCCAAACGGUAAUGUGUGAUCUUAAAGACACCUGUAUAAAAGACACCUAUCCACAGAAGCAAUCAAUCAAUCAGUUUCCAAACUCUCCACCAUGGCCAAGACCAAAGAGCUCUCCAAGGAUGUCAGGGACAAGAUUGUAGACCUACACAAGAAAGCACAUAUACAUGCCCAUCUGAAGUUUGCCAAUGAACAUCUGAAUGAUUCAGAGGAGAACUGGGUGAAUGUGUUGUGGUCAGAUGAGACCAAAAUGGAGCUCUUUGGCAUCAACUCAACUCGCCGUGUUUGGAGGAGGAGGAAUGCUGCCUAUGACCCUAAGAACACUAUCCCCACCGUCAAACAUGGAGGUGGAAACAUUAUGCUUUGGGGGUGUUUUUCUACUAAGGGGACAGGACAACUUCACCGCAUCAAAGGGACGAUGGACGGGGCCAUGUACCGUCAAAUCUUGGGUGAGAACCUCCUUCCCUCAGCCAGGGCAUUGAAAAUGGGCUGUGGAUGGGUAUUCCAGCAUGACAAUGACCCAAAACACACGGCCAAGGCAACAAAGGAGUGGCUCAAGAAGAGCACAUGAAGGUCCUGGAGUGGCCUAGCCAGUCUCCAGACCUUAAUCCCAUAGAAAAUCAGUGGAGGGAGCUGAAGGUUCGAGUUGCCAAACGUCAGCCUCGAAACCUUAAUGACUUGGAGAAGAUCUGCAAAGAGGAGUGGGACAAAAUCCCUCCUGAGAUGUGUGCAAACCUGGUGGCCAACUACAAGAAACGUCUGACCUCUGUGAUUGCCAACAAGGGUUUUGCCACCAAGUACUAAGUCAUGUUUUGCAGAGGGGUUAAAUACUUAUUUCCCUCAUUAAAAUGCAAAUUAAUUUAUAACAUUUUUGACAUGCGUUUUUCUGGAUUUUUUUGUUGUUAUUCUGUCUCUCACUGUUCAAAUAACCCUACCAUUAAAAUUAUAGACUGAUCAUUUCUUUGUCAGUGGGCAAAUGUACAAAAUCAGCAGGGGAUCAAAUACUUUUUUCCCUCACUGUAGACAUCAACUGGCCACAUAGAGUUGUUCAAACAUCACAUAGCAUUCCAAACUUUUAUAUAAUUUAUUGAUAAAUCAGUAAACAGUUUGAACUGAUUCAAAUCAUGGUGUGUUGUCAGUCAUAUGCAGAUUUGCCUUUGUGUUGAUGAUUUGUGAGACAGUGUCACGCCCUGACCUUGAGAGCCCUGUUAUUUCUCUAGUUAGUUUGGUCAGGGUGUGAAUGCUAGAUAAUCUAGUUUAUCUAUUUCUAUGUUGGCUGGGUGUGGUUCCCAAUCAGAGGUAGCUGUCGAUCGUUGUCUCUAAUUGGGGAUCAUACUUAGGCAGCCAUUUUGCCUACCUAUGUUGUGGGAUCUUGAUUCUGUUUGGCUUGUUGGAUGGUUAGCCUCUUGAACUUCACGGUCUGUUGGAUUUAGUUAUUUAGUUGGUUUUUAUAAUAAUAAACGACCAUGUACGCAUACCACGCUGCACCUUGGUCCGAUCCUUUAUACAACGAACGUGACAGAAGAUCCCACCACAUACGGACCAAGCAGCGUGAACAGGAAGAGCAGACAACAUGGACAUGGGAGGAUAUUUUGGACGGUAAGGGAUCCUGGACUUGGGAAGAGAUCCAGGCAGGUAUGGAUCGCCUUCCUUGUGAGCAGACGGAGACAGCGAGGGAGAAAAAACGGCGACUCAAAAGGUCCCGAUCACUAAGGAAGCCUAGUCCAGCUCCGGUCAGCUGCUUCACUCCAGUGCCAGAGCAGUCCGCUCCACCGGUGCCUAGUCCAGCUCUGGUUAUCUGCUCCCUAACAGAGCCGGGGCAGUCCACUUCACCGGUGCAUAGUCCGGGUCCGGUCGUCUACUCUCCCCCCAUGCCGGAGCCAUCCGCUCCACCGGGGUCUUUGCCCCAGUCUGAGGUCCUGAGCGCUCUGGAGCAAGUUUUCAUCAAGGACCUCUCUGUACUUUGCUCCGUUCAUCGUUCCCUCGAUCCUGAUUAGUCUCCCAGUCCCUGCUGCUGAAAAACAUCCCCACAGCAUGAUGCUGCCACCACCAUGCUUCACCGUAGGCAUGGUGCCAUAUUUCCUCCAGACGUGAUGCUUGGCAUUCAGGCCAAAGAGUUCAAUCUUAGUUUCAUCAGACCAGAGAAUCUUGUUUCUCAUGGUCUGAGAGUCCUUUACGUGCCUUUUGGCAAACUUCAAGCGGGCUGUCAUGUGCCUUCUACUGAGGAGUGGCUUCCGUCUGGCCACUCUACCAUAAAGGCCUGAUUGGUGGAGUACUGCAGAGAUGGUUGUCCUUCUGGAAGGUUCUCCCAUCUCCACAGAGGAACUCUGGAGCCCUGUCAGAGUGACCAUUGGGUUCUUGGUCACCUCCCUUCUCCCCCGAUUGCUCAGUUUGGCCGGGCGACCAGCUCUAGGAAGAGUCUUGGGGGUUCCAAACGUCUUCCAUUUAAGAAUGAUGGAGGCCACUGUGUUCUUGGGGACCUUAAAUGCUGCAGAAAAGUUUUGGUACCCUUCCCCAGAUCUGUGCCUCAACACAAUCCUGUCUCGGAGCUCUACGGACGUUUCCUUCGACCUCAUGGCUUGGUUUUUGCUCUGACAUGCACUGUCAACUGUGGGACCUUAUAUUGUCAAUUGCUGCACCAAUUGACAAGUCACCUCCAUGAAUCCAAAAGAACAACUGAGCAGGAUAAAAACACAUAAUCCUUUUAUACAUUAUUCCAAUAAUUUAAAAGUUAUAUAUCCAGAAAUGCUAUUAUAAGACUUAAGACAUUAUAAGGGGGUCAUUCAUGUUAAAGCAGUUUUCCUGUUAGUUACCAAGUUUCUUCUUUAAACAGAUAUUGUAUAACAUGUUAAUAAAACUGUUAAUGUAUAACUUACAGGUAGUUUUCCGCAUGUUGCUGCCUCUUUAGGUGUGUAUACAUUAAGAUAAAGACAAUAAUCUGACACGUCUGUCAGGUCGUAUUCAAUGGCUAUUACAUUUACCAUGUGUUGAGAAAUAACUGGAUCCUGAAUACACCUAGAAAGAGAGACUGAGAGAGACUGAGAGGUCUCUCUGUCAAUGCCAUAUCGGUUAGCACUCCAUAUCCAAUGAAACACAUUGUAAAAAGUGGGACGGCACUGUUGUUCAUCUGAAGUGCUUUUUCUCAUUGGUAUGAUCCAAAAUUACGCUUUGGUUCGUUCACCCUAUUCAAUUUGUCUGAAAUCCCCCCCAAAAUGUUUUUUUUUUUUAUUGAAUGAAAGCUUCUAAAUUGCUUUCAACACCUCAUGUACAUUUGCAUUGUAUAGCGGUGGGAGCAAUGUAGCGGCGGCAGCCUAUCAGAAGAGUUGGAGGCGCAGCCUAUUGGGGGUGUGGAUUUCAGGCUGUUCUUUUUGGCCACCCGUAAGAGUGAAUGUCAUUCCAGGUGAUGUGUUCUUUAUUUUUUAUUUUUUUGAAUAUAUGUUUACUGCCAGCACUGAUAUAAAGGCGAAAGAAACGCACACCUAUUUAGGCGAGGUGCUGGCUGACUGCGCCGCACACUCUUGGAGCUCAGAUGCAGUAAUUUAAUAUCCUAAUAACCAACGUUUCGACAGACAAGCUGUCUUUAUCAGGGUAUAAUCAUACUGCCAGCACUGAAUCUUAACCAAAGAGGAAAAGUAAGCUGAUUGUUGAAAGAAAUAGGUUGCAACUUGAAAUAUAGGUUUGUUACUAAUCAAAUACAUAUAUAACAGUUGGCAUUGAAUCAUGUAUUUGGUUUCAACAAAUGUCUUUUUUUUCUCAUGUACUUGUAACCUGUUGACACAAUUGGUUUUUAGGUUGAUCCAAAGAGUAAUUUUUUACAGUGCAGAAGUACAAAGGUUAAACCAUCUGACAUGUGAGGUUGGCGUGUGCCGUCCCUCUCUGGCUCCCAUGGCUCUGCAGGUUGUGGGGCAGCCAGGCGCAGGGGACCCACAGGUGGAUGGGCAAAGGGUAUCUCCAAAUACUGCUGCACCAUCUGCUGUAUACCUUUCACAGUCAUGUACUCACCCUGAACUGUUACAGGAGGGGGUUGCAGUUCCGGAACGACCCACUAGGUGUCAUCCUCCGACAACCUUAGGCACCUCCUCACUCACAGUCUGGACUAAUCAUUAUCUUAUUGGUGUCACCUGUGUCUACCUGUUCACCUGUGUAUUUAUGCCCUCACUUCCCUGUGUUCCCUUGCUCAGUUUUCUCUGCUAUUUUCUCUAUGUCCAGCAGUACUACGCAGUGUCUGAUCGGAGACCUAUGAACAGGUACUUGAGAAGUGUUCUCCCUGUUUCGUUAUUUGUUUCAGUCUUAGGUAGUAUUUUGUCUGUCAGCCGGUUUUUGGAGACGUAUUUGUUCCGCCUUUCUUUUAUCAUGAUAUGUCCGUUAUAUUGUAUUCUGGCUUCGGGACCACCAGUAAAGAUCCUUGUUUCACCAUCUCUGCCUACUGCCUACUGUAUAUCCUGCACCGCACCUGGGUCACACCUCACACCAAACCUUACACUGAUUUCUUACCUGUUGUGCCCAGCGAAGCACCUAAAAAGACUAUAGUCAGGUACACGUUAAGAAGUGUUGUUCACAUCAUGGCUGUGUCUUUGGAAAGACAGACAGACACUCAGUUUACAUUCAAGCAAAUACCCCUCCCUACACCAAGUACCUGCCCCUGAAUGGGUACACACACACACAUUGAUUUAACUUCUGUUCCACUAGACCCUGCCCUAACCGCCUACAGCCCAGCAUACAAAACAACAGUCUUUGAACAACACGCUUAAUGAAGCUAUUCAGGGAUACCUGAGUUGUCGAAGAGCUGGUUUACUCCGACACUUCAAGGACUUUAAAAGAAGGGAUGUAAAAAAAUAAGAAAACAUAUUUGCUGGAGUGAGCUUGGUCAGAGUUGGCAACUGUAUUUCAUGGUGAUAAGGUCCGGUGAUACAUGAAGGGACAAAUAAGUUACAUUACAGUAGAUUGCAUUUAAUCCUCUUUGCCUCUUUUGACAAUAACAAACCUCUUUACUUGGGUUUUAUCCUUUAGUGAAGCACUGCCCUGUAUCUCACUGCAGAUUUGCAGUAUAAACCAGCUUUGCCCUUGUAACCUUAUGCCAGUUUUUUGACCAGCUGGUGUUCAUAGCAAUGCUCAAUAUCCUUUGGGUUUAGUGUACUAGUCCUGAAUGACUUUCUGACUGUCUUUUUCUACUGCUCUCUGUUGGAAAUGUUACUAGACUAGAUAGUGCUAUUUUUAGUUGUAUAGUUUAUUUGCACCAUGAUUUAAGCAUAAGGCUCUUAACUAUACCCAGAGCCACUUCAUGCAUGCUGCCGUGCCACUAUAUAUAUAACAUCACACGUAAUGCUGUCUGGAUUAGGAUUUUGUCAGAGACUGCCGCAACAUACUAUGUGACCAGUAUAAAUCACAAGUUUGAAGGGCAGGCAGUGUGUGGCUGACCAGGUCAAAGAAAGCUGUUAUCCAUGGAACUUCAACACUUUAAUGUCAGUGGAACAGGUGGUAACAGGUAAAUGCAUUCUGAUUUAUAUCAUUUACAUUACAUUACAUUUACGUCAUUUAGCAGACGCUCUUAUCCAGAGCGACUUACAAAUAUCAUUGGCUUUGUGUUCUUAAAGGUUUACUCCUUUUCUUCACAAGAUUGUCUUACAAGUUAAAUAUUUAUAGUGGACAUAGUGAUAUAUUGAACAUUGUCUUCUAUUGAUAUAUAUAUUUUUUAAACCAUGUUAUAAUUUUUUAAAUUAAAAGUAACAUAAUUAAGCACCUUCACUUGUUCCUCUCUUUUAAAAUCUCUCCAUUACUUUCAGUAAAAAAACAGAAGACAGUGGAACAUGUCAAUGCAUGAGGUUUCCCCAUCAGAGGUGUUUUGUGCUUCUCCUGGCUGUGGGGAUCCUGGUGAUCUUCUACGUAACCACCCUCUUCACUCUUCAUACAAGCCAGACCCCACUCUGGCUGCUAGGAGGUCAGGAUCUAACUCCUCUCUCUUAUACCAAUGAAAAUGAGGAGGAGUUUUUUUCACCAUACCAUGUAGCCUACCCACAGAAAUAUCAGUUUGUCCUGGAUGAGCCUCAUGAGUGCCAGGACCGCAGCCCCUUCCUGCUUCUGAUGGUGCCAGUAGCUCCUGGUAAUCUGGUAGCCCGGGAGGACAUCCGGAGGACUUGGGGUAAGGAGAGCCUGGUUCUGGGCCGGGCUGUGCAUCUGUUCUUCCUGCUGGGCCUGCCCAGUGGAGCAGGGGCACAGAGGAUGCAGGAGGAGGUGCUGCUGGAGAGCCAGGAGUACCAUGACAUGCUGCAGAGUGACUUCCAGGACAGCUACUUCAACCUGACCAUCAAGACCAUGGUGAUGCUAGAGUGGCUUGCCUCUCGCUGCCCCGGCGCCUCCUUCGCUAUGAAGAUUGACUCUGACAUGUUCCUCAACGUGCACAACCUGGUCAACAUGCUGAUAGACCCAACCACACCAAAGCACAACUACAUCACUGGGAAGUUCAGCCAAAACACACAAGUGGUGAGAGACAGCACCUCAAAGUGGUACAUUCCCAAUAAGGUUUACCCCAGUACCAAAUUCCCUCCCUACCUUUUGGGAAAUGGUUAUGUCUUUUCCAUAGAUCUUCCUGAGAAAAUAGUGGAAGCAUCCAAACAAGUCCGUGCCAUAUUUUUAGAGGAUGCCUACCUGGGUAUGUGUCUGAGCUAUUUAGGGAUUGCAGCCAGUUACCCACCUAACUCUGCCCUCUUCAAGCUUUCCAUGCCCUACACUCACAAUCGCUGUUACUACUCUACUGUCAUCACUACUGAAAUGGACCGUGUGAGUGACCUGCUGCGAGUCUGGGAGGACUUACAGAGACCUGGCACUCCCUGC